This is a messenger RNA of Puccinia triticina, 225 nucleotides long. RefSeq lists its product as uncharacterized. The transcript is spliced from 2 exons. The record is from RefSeq and is a predicted model, not a curated record. NCBI's taxonomy places the organism in Eukaryota, Fungi, Basidiomycota, Pucciniomycetes, Pucciniales, Pucciniaceae. Bases 1 to 225 code for a protein of 74 amino acids.
AUGCCGGAUAAAGAUGCACAGGAUGGCGCUCAACUAUACAACAAUACACAGGACCGCGCUCAGUUUAGAAAAGAUGGUGCUGAAAUCAACAAAUUUGACGCUGCUCCUUCUGGGACUUCUGGGAAAGAUACUCCGUCUCACCCAAUCAAAUUGGAUCCUUCAGUAGUACCAUCAAUUCCCAACCCAAAGCCUACCAUUAAAACACUCCCAAAAACUACUUUGUAG